Molecule: messenger RNA, 1092 nt
Organism: Trypanosoma cruzi
Lineage: Eukaryota; Euglenozoa; Kinetoplastea; Trypanosomatida; Trypanosomatidae
Exons: 1
Coding region: 1-1092 (363 amino acids)
Source: RefSeq, a predicted model, not a curated record
AUGAAGAGAAGGGUGCUGCGUGCACACGCAAACAAGAGUCGUCUUAGGCUCUUGAGCGCCGAAAAUGGACUUCGGCUGGAUUCGUACAACAUUCUCUGCGAUGCCUCUUUUAUGCGCGCCUUUUUACUGGCUGAGGGCAGCAGUGAAGGUUCACCGGCGCAGGCAUUGAGGGCACUUAUUUACGACACUUUUUCGGCCGCAACGUCUCAUGUAUCGCGGGAGGAAGACGGCAGCAGGUCUUCUGGCAGUGCUCGGAUAAAGAAACCCAAUGAAUUAAAUCUCUCAGUUUAUUAUCUACUGGAAACGGCCACGACGCUCCGUCGCAUGUUUCAGCAGCGGCUAGAAGAAGAGCAGGAAGAUGCCGCGACGAGAAGGAAAAGGAAGAGAAAUGAAAAGGAGCUGACUUCCUUGGAAAUAAAUAAGAAAGGCCGACAUUUUAUUUCGGUGGUGGAGUCGCUUUUGGAAGGGUUGGAGUGCAUCAGGGGCGAAGAUGUCUCAGCCAAUAAAAAUGAGGCCAAGGCAAUUGCUCGGUUUCUUGCGGCGGCGGGGUCUAAGGAGGGCCCUCCCACACGCACGGCCCAGGGAAGGAAAAAUGCACACUUUUUUUUUGUUGCCACGCAGUCGCAUGACGUUCGCCGGCUUUUGCCAGGCAACGCCGCCCUCAUCCGCCUCACAACAUUACCCACGGCGCUGUGGAUUGAAAAAAAUGGUGAUGCAUUUCACUACGGUGUGGACGGUGCCAAAAACACCCCUCUCCAUGAUGCGUCCGUGCCCACGAGAGGGAAAACGCUUUCUGCGGCAGAUGUGGCCUUCAUGCGACACCUUUCGGCGGAACUUGUGCCCGCUGGUGUGGGGGCAAACAAAAGUCCUUGGGUGGGUUCGAAAGGCGGUACGUCGAAGACGUUGAACGCCACCUUGGCCAUGCAGAAUAAGGCGACACCAGAUACGGGCAGCAAGAACGGUGUGAGGGGGGAGAAUGCAAGCCGAUCUCGAAGAAAAUCCGCGCGUGGACCAAACCCGCUUGCAGUGAAGAAGAAACGCGUCCGGGAAGUGUUUCGAGUGGAUUUGGGGGCGUCGAAGAAACAGGACUGA